AUGAAAUUCGUGAUUGUGCUCGCAUGCCUUUUGGCCCUGGCCUAUGCCAACGAAGAAGCCGCUGUCAUCCGCAGCGAUUCUGUUGUGAAUCCGGAUAGUUUCAAAUACGAUUUGGAGCUGGACAACCAUAUCAAGGCUAGCCAGGAAGGCGCUCUCAAGGAUAAGGAUGAAUGGGUUGUCCACGGCUCUUACGAAUAUAUUUCAAAGGAAGGCAAGCCCAUUAAGGUUACCUAUGUUGCUGACGAGAAAGGCUACCAACCCGUCGUUAUCCAGUAA
Molecule: messenger RNA, 276 nt
Organism: Scaptodrosophila lebanonensis
Lineage: Eukaryota; Metazoa; Arthropoda; Insecta; Diptera; Drosophilidae
Gene: Lcp9
Product: larval cuticle protein 9
Exons: 2
Coding region: 1-276 (91 amino acids)
Cellular component (GO): chitin-based extracellular matrix
Molecular function (GO): structural constituent of chitin-based larval cuticle
Source: RefSeq, a predicted model, not a curated record